This is a messenger RNA of Olea europaea var. sylvestris, 1871 nucleotides long. RefSeq lists its product as uncharacterized. Gene Ontology annotation, molecular function: double-stranded DNA binding; nucleosomal DNA binding. NCBI's taxonomy places the organism in Eukaryota, Viridiplantae, Streptophyta, Magnoliopsida, Lamiales, Oleaceae. Bases 140 to 1480 code for a protein of 446 amino acids. The record is from RefSeq and is a predicted model, not a curated record. Gene Ontology annotation, cellular component: nucleolus; nucleus; nucleosome. Gene Ontology annotation, biological process: nucleosome assembly; chromosome condensation; negative regulation of DNA recombination. The transcript has 4 exons.
UUUCUCACUACACCCGACGGACCCCACUACUACAUCACCGUUCUCAUCCCUAUCCUAAUAGUCUCCUCCCGUGCCUCUUCCUCUUCAGUUUUCAAUUUUUCUGUCUACAUAUAGAUACAGAUAAAUUUUAUGUAUAUGCAUGGAGCCAUCAAUGGAUCCACCACCUUCAACUACUGACAUAACAGCUGAAGCUCACAUAGCUCCCGCAGCGAACCCAACUCCAACUAAAGUCCCCGCUAACAACCACCCAACUUAUGCUGAGAUGAUAACGGCGGCAAUUGGGGCUUUGAAGGAGAGAAAUGGGUCGAGCAAAAGGGCCAUAGCUAAGUACAUAGAGAGUCAGUAUUCGAACCUGCCACCCACUCACUCGGCGCUGUUGACUCACCAUAUGAAACGUUUGAAGAACAGCGGUCAGGUACUCAUGGUGAAGAACUCUUACAAGCUUCCUAGAUCUACUAGUGUACCUGUUACUGCAAAUGGAAAUGGUAAUUCCGUUUCUAAUCCUGCUUCUGUUGGGCCCAAAAGACGGCCCGGUCGUCCCCCCAAGUACGCUCAAGCUGCGGUUCCGAAUGUUAUACCUGUUUUUGCUCCUGAAGCACAUCUGGCCAUGCCCGUGACCAAUGACGUACCCAUUGUUGUUCCGGGGACUAAAUUGAACAUGGCUAUUGGACCAGGGUCUGUGUAUGUUUCUAUGGGGUCGGUAAAUGGUGAUGCUUCUGGUGCUGGAGACGGAAAGAAAAGAGACCGCGGCCGUCCGCCUAAGCAGGGUGGGCCAAACCAAGGUGCACUAAAGAAGGGACCUGGUCGACCGUUUAAGAGUUUGGGGGUUAGUGUCGAGAGGCCAAGAGGGAGGCCAAAGAGCGAUUCUUCUUCUGCUGGUGUUGUGACUGGGAUGACUGCUCGAGGACGGCCAAAGAAGAUGGUUUCAGCUACUGGUGUGGUGAAGGUGACCGGAAGGCCACGUGGAAGACCGCCAAAGCCUAGGGAUGUGGUGGCUGGGGUCACUCCACCUGCAGCCGUUGGUGGAAUUGUGGCACCUGUUGCUGUGGGGAUGCCUACUGGUGCCACAUUAGUGGUGGGUUCUGGGGGAGUUGCACUGGCAGUACGGAAGCGUCCAGGACGACCACCAAAGGGAGGUGGAGAGGCGAAGAAACCCUUGAAGCAGCCUACGAUGAGGCUCAAAAAGCUCAGAAAGUUAUCUGGAAAACCUUUGGGGAGGCCCAAGAAGGAUGCAUCAUAUACAGUGACUCAGGCUCCCAACUCCCAACAGCAAGUGGCCUAUAAAGAUCUUAAAGGCAAACUUGAACAUUUGCAAUCAAAAAUCAAGCCAAUAGUGAGUGUGAUAAAACCAUUUUUAAACAAUGCAACUGCAAUAAGUGCAUUAGAAGAGCUAGAAACACUGGCAUCAUUGGACGUAAAUGCAACCACAAAUGUUCAAGGUGUGCCACCUCUGCCACAACAGCCUCAGACUGAAAGUUAAAAGAGUCCUUCAUUGACAAGAGAGGAGUAAAUUUUAGGUUUGACAAUUGCAAGCUAAAGUGAGGAAUAUAGAGGUAAAACUCUUUAGUAUUAGGAUCUGUUGCAGGAAGUUUGAUUUAUGGGCAAGUGGGAUCUUCGAGACUUCUGCAUAAACAUUCAUGUAGCAUGUGCCGAAAAUCUUGUUAAUUCUCAGAUUGUAGUACUGAAUCUUUGUGUUGUAGUUUAUUACAUUAUGAUAAUGUCAAAUUCUUAGCGCAAUGAUGAUAUGUGACUUGGGUAAUUGCUAAAUCUAGACGAGUACUUGAGACUUGAAUAGCUUUUGAUUUGAUCUGUUGGAUACAUAAUGUCUUGAAUUCCUUUGGAAAUGUAAAUUUUAGUUGCUUUUUAGUUUA